AUGAGUAGUAAUGAUGAUGGUAGACGACGUGCAAAAACUUCCUCACAAUCAUCAAAACGAAAUAAUCGAGAGACAAGUUCUUCAAAACGUUCGGCAAGUUCGAAAAUUAAUCGAACAACAAAUGCAACAUCAGCAACAUUAGAUAAAUAUAAAAAACAUGGAUCGAGUGGCAAAACUCCAACAUCAAAAUCACCAUCAGCAAAUCGUAAAAGUGGUUUAAGAGGAAGGAAAAAUGCAUUUAAUAUGGGUGAUACAGAUAGUACAGAAAUGGCAGAACAAAAUGAUUCGGAAAGACAAGAUCUAACAUCUCGUGGUCUUUCAAUUGUACCAACAGACAUAUUCGAUCUUAUUACUCUUCGUCGAUUAGUUUUAGCAAAUAAUAAUAUAUCAAGUUUACCAGCAAAUAUUCGUGUAUUAGUUAAUCUUGAAUAUCUUGAUAUAUCACGAAAUCCAUUACGUGUUAAAAAUGGUAUUGAUGAUUAUACUUGUAUACCACGUGAAUUUAAUCAAUUACGAAAUCUUCAUACAUUAAUUAUGGCUGAAUGUACAUUAAAACAAAUUCCUGUUGCUGUAUGGAAUACUAUUAGUAUUCAAACACUUGAUAUAAGUCGAAAUAAAGUUGGUUUUAU
Adineta steineri is the source of this 629-nucleotide messenger RNA. Lineage: Eukaryota; Metazoa; Rotifera; Eurotatoria; Adinetida; Adinetidae. The record is from the annotation of a GenBank genome assembly.